Hemicordylus capensis (graceful crag lizard) is the source of this 5081-nucleotide messenger RNA. It is a transcript of the gene GTF3C5, whose product is annotated as general transcription factor IIIC subunit 5. NCBI's taxonomy places the organism in Eukaryota, Metazoa, Chordata, Lepidosauria, Squamata, Cordylidae. Gene Ontology annotation, cellular component: synapse; cell surface; postsynaptic specialization membrane. The coding region runs from base 3049 to 4590 and encodes 513 amino acids. Gene Ontology annotation, molecular function: sterol ester esterase activity; triacylglycerol lipase activity; signaling receptor activity. Gene Ontology annotation, biological process: postsynaptic membrane assembly; transcription initiation at RNA polymerase III promoter; presynaptic membrane assembly. The transcript is spliced from 11 exons. The record is from RefSeq and is a predicted model, not a curated record.
GAUGCCAGAGACCUGGCCCUGUGGAUGUGUUCCUGGCUAGGACCCUUUCUUCCCUCAUUUCUGCGAGGAAAUGUGGAUACCGGCACGCAGACAGAGCUUUAUACAGAGCCCUCUCUCUCUUUUCUCUUUGCAAACCUCACUCCUGAUAUCUUUCUGGUGGUAUUUUGGUCAACGUGGCACAAGGCCCCGAGCCCAACUGCCCCGGAGGAAUGCUUGUUUCUUACUCCUUACGUUCUUUCGGCAACUGCAGCAUCCCGAUGUGUGGGUGCUUCCCUCGGGAUGGGGCCGCUCUGGGAGGAACACCGGCCUGCUUUCAGGCAGAAGGUUCCCAGUUCCCUCCUUGGCGGCAUCUCCAGGAUAGGGCUGAGAGAGACCUCUCCCACUCAGCCUGCCAUUGGGUCUCCCACACAGAACGUCCUGUGGGUUUUUGCUGUGUGCAGAUCGAGCACGUUGGAGCCCAGCGUUGACUAACGCAGACACCCUCUUGGACAGCUCCUGCAGAAGUCACACCGGUGUCAGUUCUCUGGAUUGUUGGAAACUGGCAAACGAAGGGAACGUAGCUCUCCAGCUGUGCAAGCAAGGUGAACCUGAUGGUGGCUGGGGUCUGUUGGACACGAGCAGUCUGGGCUCUGCUUUAAAGUACUUUGAAAAGUACUGUCGUAUCACGUCAGAAUCGGACUGUGAUCUCCCUCAAACCUGUUGUCGUUGUCCUGCAAUAGAACUGUUGUUUUAUUCCUUGUAAGUGCCCCACACCCCUGCCCCGUUGAAGGUGCCAGUACCCACGGAGGCUCGUUUAUCUGAGCACACGGGACAGGGCCUUUUCAGUGGUUGCCCCCAGGCUGGGGAACUCGCUCACAGAGAUCCACGUGCCUUGGGGAGGAAUCCAGAGACCGCCCUUUUUUAAACAGGUGUUUGGCCAAUGAGUGGGCUGCUAUCUGGGUUUUUGUUGUUGUUGUUGUUGUUUAGCAUUUUCUUUUUAUUGAGGUUUCCUUACUGUUUUUAUCUCAUUGUUAGCUGCCCUGGGGUCUUCAGCUUGAAGGGUGGUAUAAACAAAUAAAUAAGGUAUAGAUAGAUGCACAGACCUUUGUUCUUGACAUGUUUGGGGUGGUCUUUGAUGGGCCAGGUGUUUCCAGCAAGCAACUUGUGAGUUGCCAAAGAGGUUGUUCUCAUGGCCAGCCCUACCAAAUCAGGGCAGCACUAGCCCAGAUAGAGCUGGUUGUGAGAACCGCAGGGAUUGGUCCCAAUCCCCCUCAACUGGGGUAGCCUGGUAGCUCCUCAACCGGGGUAGCCCAAUCCCCCUCAACCGGGGUAACCUGGUAGCUCCUCAACCAGGGUAGCCCAAUCCCCCUCAACCAGGGUAGCCUGGUAGCUCCUCAACCGGGUAGCCUGGAUUUUGCACGUGGGCCAAAAGUGAGGUGGGGUGGGAGGAGUACGCCCCCUCUACCCCACCGCCUCGUCCUGUGGUUGCUGGCGGCAUUACAACCAUAGAAGUUAGGGGGAAGAGCGACCCAGCUUCAGGAAUUUCCAUAAUGUAUCAUGCUGCUUGCAUGGUGCAUUAUGGGAUAUCUGGAGGCUGGGCUUCCUUCUCCCAACCUCUGGAUUGGUGCAUCAUGCACUGCAGCGUCGAUCAUGUAGGCACAUGAGCAGCGUUGCCUGGAGCUGCAGUGAUCAUGUGGGGGGAAGGAAGGUAGGUAGGAUCCUGCCUUUUCCCCGGCCCAAGUGGUCAUGUGAACGACCUUCAAGGGUUUAUAAUGAAGCCUGAUUAUAGUGAAUGAAAAUAAAAAUUGAAUGAUGAAUGAAAGCUGAUGGUUGCUCUUCUGCUCCUUACUGAUGCCCGAGAACCUGUUGGUUUUUGAGUCCACUUCUGUGUGGAAGCAAACUCAAAGCGAGGGGCAUAAGGCUUCUUUGCCCUCAACUGGAGGCAGAGUGGAGUGAGGCAACUGGUCCCCGUCUGUGUUAGUUGCAAUGAAGGUCCUCCAGAAAUCAAACGGAAAGGAAGCCUUUGUGGAAGUUUGAGUUCUUUAUUGCUUAAGACCAAAGUGAUCACAACAUGAAAUGAAAAGCAUGUUUGCAAAAUUGUACCCAAAAGAAGCACAAUGUAAGAGGAAGGUUAAAAAUGGGCCUAGUUUGAAAUAAGAAUCUCAAUAUAAAAUGUGAGUUAAAAAUUGGGGAAUCCGGAUAUGAAAGAAAGCAAAAAAUGAAUGAAAAUUUCUGAUGGGAGAGUCUGAUUCUGGAGUAUCCAAAUCCAUUAGAACAUAACCAGUUCUACAAUUAAAAUACCUACUAAACUUCUCUUCUAACACUUAUAUCUCAGGCAUAAACUCCUUAGUGUUAAUUGGAAGAGCUGAGUUAAUUAUUCUACAAUCCUUCAAGCAUGAAGUCAAAGAACAAGAUCAGACAGUGCUAGUAUUGAUAGAUGCCACUUUUGCUUAAAUUCCGCCCCCCCCCAAGGGGGUCUUUGCUAAUUCCUGCAGAAAAAUAGCGACUUGUAUUGAUAUUUCUAGAGCUUUGUCAAAGAGAAAAUAAUCUUUCUUGACGGUCUGAUCAAGUAACACAGCUUUUUCUCAGGUCAUCCAGAUGUUUUUCUCUCUUAUCCUCUGUCAAGAUGCUAUGAAAUAGGUAGCGAGGGAGUUGUUUGAGGACAUUGUGUGUUUGUGUGCGUGUUUAGUGUUGUAGGAAGAAAGGACAUGUAUGUUUCCGCAGACACUGACCAUAAGGAAAUGCCACCUGGACUGGGUGAUAUUUGGAGUUGUCUUCCCUUUUGGAAGAGCAAAGGAGGUUAUUGCAGUAUUAUUAUUGCUAUACGUUGGCUUGAUGUGUUUGGGUGAUGUGUUCUGGUCCCCUUGAAAGGUACUUCUGUUUUGUAGACCCUGUAAUCAGCGCUGCAUGGGACUCACAGAAGCUUCCAAAUUACUGGAAGGGUCAAACAAACGGAAUGAACAAAUGAAUAAAUAAAUAGUUUACCUCCUGGAGAAGCUGGGCAUCGUGGUCACGGAAGGAGGCUUUGUGGAAGGUGAAAACAAGAAGCUGGGUCUCUUCGGGGACUACAUGGAUAUCUUCAAGGGAAUCCCUUUCGCUGCCCCGACAAAAACCCUCGAAGACCCCCAGCCACACCCUGGUUGGCCAGGUACCCUGCAAGCCAAGGAAUAUAAGAAGCGAUGUUUGCAGUCCACACUCACUCAGACAGACACACGGGGCUCUGAAGAUUGUCUGUAUCUGAACAUCUGGGUGCCCCAAGGGAAAAAGCAAGUCUCUACCAACCUGCCGGUGAUGAUCUGGAUUUAUGGAGGAGCCUUUCUCUGGGGCGGUGGCCAAGGCGCCAACUUCCUGAACAACUACCUCUACGACGGGGAGGAGAUUGCCGACCGGGGGAAGGUCAUCGUGGUGACCCUGAACUACCGCCUCGGACCCCUGGGCUUUCUCAGUACGGGAGAUGCCAGCCUGCCAGGUAACUACGGACUUAAAGACCAGCACAUGGCCAUUGCCUGGGUGAAGAGGAACAUCAGAAAUUUCGGGGGUGACCCAGAUAACAUCACGAUCUUUGGGGAAUCUGCUGGCGCUGUCAGUGUGUCCUUACAGACCCUGUCGCCCUACAACAAAGGACUGAUCAAGCGGGCCAUCAGCCAGAGUGGAGUCAGCCUGUGCACCUGGGCCAUUCAGAAGAAUCCCCUCUACUGGGCAACCAAGGUCGCCCAACAUGUGGGUUGCCCCACAGACAACACGACGGCUCUGGCCAACUGCCUGCGGAUCACCGACCCCAAAGCUCUGACUCUUGCCUACCAUCUGGAGGUGCUCAACUUGCCAUACCCCCUGGUCCACUAUCUCGCCUUCUCCCCCGUGGUUGAUGGAGACUUCAUCCCAGAUGUCCCCGAGAAGCUCUUCGACAAUGCCGCAGACAUCGACUACAUUGCCGGGGUGAACAAUAUGGACGGGCAUUUCUUCGCUGGGAUCGACCUGCCCGCCCUCAACCGCCCACUUGUCAAGGUCACCAAGGAGGAGGUCUAUCACAUCAUUCAGGGGCUGACGGUGCAGAAAGGCGUGGCUGCCGCCAGCGAGGCCUUUGCCCUGUACACCAAGGUCUGGAGUGACACCGUAGACCAGGAGGUCGUGAAAAGGACCGUGCUGGACGCGGAGACUGACUACAUCUUUUUGGUGCCUACCCAGCGGGCGCUCGACCUCCACCACCAACACGCCAAGAGCGGCAAGACCUACAGCUACGUCUUCUCCCAGCCAUCUCGCAUGCCGGUCUACCCCAGCUGGGUCGGGGCGGAUCAUGCCGACGACCUGCAGUAUGUCUUUGGGAAGCCGUUUGCCACGCCGCUGGGCUACAAGGCGAAGCACAGGACCGUGUCCAAGGCCAUGAUUGCGUACUGGACCAACUUCGCCAGGACCGGUGAUCCCAACAAAGGCGAGUCAUCUGUGCCCAUAGCCUGGGUCCCCUACGACUCCCAGCACGGCUACUACCUGGAGAUCAACGACGCCAUCAACUACGAUUCGGUCAAGCAGGGUCUCCGGGUUCCUUACGUCCAGUUCUGGACCACGACCUAUCUCAGCCUGCCGGACGUCCCUGUCACUCUGGACCUCGAGUAGAACCCAAGGGAGGAGCAGCAGAACCCGUUGGACCAAACGAAAAGGCAAAUGAAUUAAAAUGAUCUGGACACUUGCGGUGACGGGAUGCAUCUUCUCUUCCCUUCCAAGCUUCUCUGCUACAGUAGAUCUUGUAUUUUAAUCCCAACUCUUCUCCAAGGAGGUCAGGGUGGGGUAAACACAGUCCGCCGUGUACUUGAUACUCUCAGCUCGCCUGUGAGGCGGGUUAGGCAGGGCCCCAGAGUGCCUGCUGGCAAAGCAGGGGGGCAGGGAGUAGAUGCUGGAUUUCCCGUUCCUGCUCUGCCCCUCUCUGCCCCACAGACUCUCUGGUUUUCCCAUCAAGAAUUCCUGUGCUCUGGCCAUGUUUUCUGUAGCGCUUCUUUAACUCUCAUGUGCGAAUGGAAACCACCACGCCUCCUGGUUUGUGACCAGUGGGUUCCCUCCAGACAAUCUGAUGGUUUUUUUCAAAUAAAUUGCGGUGUUGGUUCCUGAAA